Oldenlandia corymbosa var. corymbosa is the source of this 6606-nucleotide messenger RNA. NCBI's taxonomy places the organism in Eukaryota, Viridiplantae, Streptophyta, Magnoliopsida, Gentianales, Rubiaceae. The record is from the annotation of a GenBank genome assembly.
AUGGCGAGGAAUUACGUUAAAGAGAACGUACCCCUUUCUAGAUUCGGUGUUUUAGUGGCUCAGCUGGAGUCAAUAGUUGCGUCCGCUUCUCAUAAGCCUCCGGACCCUCUUUUAUGUUUCGAUCUUCUGUCUGAUCUCCUCUCCGCCAUUGACGAAGAACCUAAGGAUUCUAUACUUCUAUGGCAAAGAAAAUGCGAGGAUGCCCUUUAUUCUUUGUUAGUGCUUGGUGCAAGGAGGCCAGUGCGCCAUUUAGCAUCAUCGGCAAUGGCUAACAUUAUAAUGAAGGGGGAUAGCAUUUCUAUAUAUUCAAGAGUGAGCAGCCUUCAGGGAUUCCUUUCAGAUGGGAAAAAGAGUGAACCUCAUCGAGUAGCUGGUGCUGCGCAAUGCCUAGGAGAACUUUAUCGCUAUUUUGGAAGAAGAAUAACUUCUGGCUUAUUGGAGACGACUACUAUUGUGGGAAAACUUCUGAAAUUUAAUGAGGAUUUUGUUAGGCAAGAAGCUUUGCACAUGCUUAAAAAUGCUUUGGAAGGGUCUGGAGGCAAUGCUGCGUCUGCUGCAUAUGUGGAAGCAUUUCGAGUCAUAACGAGGAUUGCAGUGGGAGAUAAAUCAUAUACAGUCAGAAUAGCAGCUGCGAGAUGUUUGAAGGCAUUUGCAAAUAUUGGAGGACCUGGACUAGGAAUUGGAGAAUUUGAGACUUCUUCAUCUUUUUGUGUAAAGGCCCUUGAGGAUCCUGUAUCAUCUGUGAGAGAUUCUUUUGCUGAAGCUUUAGGAGCGUUGCUUGCUCUGGGCAUGAAUCCCGAUGCACAGAUUCAAGCUAGGGGCAGGGCGCAGUUUACACCAAAGAAAUUUGAAGGCGGUCUACAGAGGCACUUAUGUUUACCAUUUAUGAAAGCUAUUGGACCACGUGUUAAGGAACUACGUGUUGGCAUUACCUUAUCAUGGGUUUCUUUCUUACAGGCCAUGCGUUUGAGAUAUCUUCAACCGGACGGUGAGCUUCAGAACUUUGCCCUUCAGGCUAUUGAUAUGCUUCAGAUGGAUAACACUUUUGAUGCUCAAACCCUGGCUUGUGUUCUAUAUAUUCUCCGUGUUGGUGUCACCGAUUUGAUGAGUGAACCUACUCAGAGAAGCUUCUUGGUUUUCUUGGGAAAACAGCUUCAGUUGUCUACUGCUACACCUUCCAUGCGCGUUGCUGCUUUGCGUACUGUUUCAUAUACAUUGAAAACACUGGGAGAGGUACCUCAAGAGUUUAAAGAGUUACUUGAUGACACUAUCGUUGCUGCACUUUCCUAUCACUCUCCUCUGGUACGUGUGGAGGCUGCUUUGACAUUACGUACCCUCGUUGAGGUUGACCCUUCCUCAAUUGGUGGUUUAAUCUCUUAUGCAGUGACAAUGCUUAGCGCUGCACGAGAAAAUGUUGCAUUUGAGAAGGGAAAUAAUCUGCAAUUUGAGCUUGAGUGUCUACAUGGGGAAGCUGCUGUUCUGGCAGCUUUGGUGUCUGUCUCACCAAAAGUGCCCCUUGGUUACCCAUCCAGAUUACCAAGAUCAGUUCUUGAAGUCUCCAAGAAAAUGCUAACAGAUUCGAGUCGGAAUCCUUUAGCUUCUGCUGUUGAAAAAGAAGCAGGGUGGAUGCUUCUAUCCUCACUUUUGUCAUCGAUACCAAAGGAGGAACUUGAAGAUCAGGUUUUUGACAUCCUUUCUUUGUGGGCCUCCUUGUUCAAUGGACAUCCAGAUGUUAUUAGUCCAAAUGAAAAUCUGAAUCAUUCAAUAAGUGUCUGGUCUGCUGCAAUUGACGCCCUUACUGCAUUUAUCAAGUGUUUUGUCUCUUCUGAUGGUGGUAACAAGGGAAUAUUACUUGAACCAGUGUUAUUAUACCUCAGUCGGGCAUUGUCAUAUAUAUCACUCUUGGCUACGAAAGAACAGGCGAAUAUUAAAGUUGCAAUGGAUGUGUUGAUCAUAAAGACACUAAUAGCUUAUCAAUCACUAUCAGACCCUUCAGCAUAUAAGAGUGACCAUCCCCGUAUUAUUCAGAUAUGCACUAAUCCUUUUAGGGAUCCCUCCAAAUUUGAGGAAAGCUCAUGCUUGAGGCUGCUGUUGGACAAAAGGGAUGCAUCACUUGGACCUUGGACUCCUGGAAGGGAUUGGCUUGAGGAUGAACUCAGAUCAUUUCAAGGGGGAAAAGAUGGUGUUUUGCCAUGUCUUUGGGAGCAUGACCCUCCGAGUUUUCCACAGCCAGAAACAGUUAGCAAGAUGUUGGUGAAUCAAAUGCUCCUCUGUUUUGGGACCAUGUUUGCUUCCCAGGAUAGCAGUGGGAUGUUAUCUCUUCUUGGCAUAAUUGAGCAGUGUCUAAAAUCUGGGAAAAAACAAGCUUGGCGUGUGGCCAGUGUCACAAAUAUCUGUGUGGGGCUACUUUCUGGAUUAAAGUCUCUUCUUGCCUUACGACCUGAGCCUUUAGGUUUGGACAUAUUGGCUGCAGCACAAUCCAUCUUCCAGAGCAUUUUGGCUGAAGGUGAUAUAUUGGCUUCGCAACGUCGAGCUUCAUCAGAAGGUCUUGGUCUCCUAGCUCGGCUUGGGAACGAUAUAUUUGCUGCAAGAUUGACGAAGUUGCUCCUCGGCGAAGUAUAUGGGGUUACUGACGUGCACUAUUCUGGAUCUAUUGCUCUUGCUCUUGGCAGUAUCCAUCGCAGUGCCGGAGGGAUGGCUUUGUCAAGCUUGGUUCCUGCAACUGUAAAUACCAUUUCCACUCUUGCUAAGAGUACUGUGACUAGUUUGCAGAUUUGGGCAUUGCAUGGUCUUCUUUUGACCAUUGAAGCUGCUGGCUUGUCCUAUGUCUCCCAAGUACAGGCAACACUUUCCCUUGCUCUGGAUAUUUUAUUAUCAGAGGAAACUGGAUUGGUUGAUCUGCAACAGGGAGUCAGUAGCCUCAUAAAUGCUAUUGUUGCUGUUCUUGGACCUGAACUUUCACCAGGGAGUAUAUUCUUCUCACGUUGCAAGUCUGUUAUUGCGGAGAUCAGCUCUCAUGAAGAAACAGCUACACUUCUCGAGAGUGUUCGGUUUACUCAGCAGCUUGUUUUGUUUGCACCACAAGCAGUUACAGUGCAUUCUCAUGUACAAACUCUCCUCCCAACUCUUUCGUCCAGACAGCCAACCCUUAGGCACCUUGCUCUGUUGACUCUACGGCAUCUCAUUGAAAAGGAUCCAGUGUCCGUCAUUGACGAACAGAUAGAAGAGUCUCUGUUUCAUAUGCUGGACGAAGAAACUAAUACCGAGAUUGCUAAUUUAGCUCGCACCACUAUCAUGCGGCUGCUCUAUGCAUCUUGCCCAUUGUGUCCAUCUCAUUGGCUAUCAAUAUGUAGGCACAUGAUUCUUACAUCAUCAAGAAGGGAUAUUGGCAGUAACAACGUGGAUAAUGAUGACUCUUCGAGUGGUCUUAGUGGAGAUGUGAAUCCUGGAGAAGAUGAUGAGAACAUGGUUUCUACCUCCAAAACUACACCAGAUCAUGCACUUGAUUAUUCUGGGUUCAAGAAUGCAAGGGAUAAGCACCUAAGAUAUCGCACUAGAGUUUUUGCAGCUGAGUGCUUAAGCCAUCUUCCUGAAGCUGUUGGGAUAAAUUCUGCUCAUUUUGAUCUCUCUAUUGCUAGAGCACAAAGUACCAAUUCAGUAGCUUCUGGGGACUGGCUAAUCCUUCAUUUGCAAGACCUCAUUUCUCUUGCUUAUCAGAUUAGCACAAUAUACUUUGAAAACAUGAGGCCUAUUGGCAUGGCACUUCUAAGUACAAUUAUAGACAAGUUUGAAACAGUGGAAGAUCCUGAUCUGUCUGGACACCUUCUUCUUGAACAGUAUCAGGCUCAAUUGCUUUCGGCUGUUCGAACUGCAUUGGACCCAUCAGCUGGUCCUAUUCUCCUGGAAGCAGGGUUGCGGUUGGCUACAAAGCUAUUGACAAGUGGUAUUCUUAGUCAAGAUCAAGCCGCAGUGAAGCGUAUAUUUUCGUUGAUUUCACGUCCACUGGAUGACUUCAAUGACCUUUAUUAUCCUUCCUAUGCAGAAUGGGUUUCAAGCAAGAUAAAAAUUAGACUUCUGACUGCCCAUGCCUCCCUCAAAUGUCAUAUAUAUGGAUUCUUGAGGAAAGAAGAUGACAAGAUUCCUGAUGAAUAUCAAGCAUUAUUACCUUUGUUUUCCAAAAACUCGGAAAUUCUUGGGCUGUACUGGCUUUCUGUUUUGAAGGAUUAUUCUUUCAUCCGCUUCCGUUCACAUCCUAGAAAAAAUUGGAAACCUUUCCUUGAUGGUGUCCAGUCACCAUUAGUUUCAAGCAAGUUGCAGCAUUGUCUGGAAGAAGCCUGGCCAGUGAUCCUGCAAGCAGUGGUUUUUGAUGCGGCACCAGAAAAAUCUUUCUCAAAUGGAUCUCCAGCAUCUGACAGCAGAUCAAAGGGGCCAUUUAUUUCCGGAUUUCGCAUGGUUGAGUUGCGACUUGAAGAAUUUCAAUUUCUAUGGGGCCUCUCUUUACUUGUUCUAUUUCAAGGGCAAGAUAAAGACGGUGAUGACUCUUUGAUACCCGUCAGUGCAGUCAAGCCAAAACUGACUGAGGAUAGUUCUUUAGUCACAAAGUUAAGCGAAACAGUUCUGCCUGUUUUAGAAUUUCUAUCUGUGGAAAGGUUUUUCGGUGCUGGAUUCCUCACUGCGGAUAUCUGCAAAGAACUGUUCCAUAUCUUCGUGUACUCUGUUUUGACGGGAAAUACAUGGGAUGGUCUCGCUGUCUCUGUUACAUUGAAGAUUUUGCAGAACUGCCCCCAUCAUUUCCUGGAAUCGGAGAACUUUGUGUACUUGUCAUUGGAACUUUGUUUGGCAUUUCUUUUCAAGUUCUUCCUGAGUUCUGGUGAUACGUCUGAACCUAAAUCAUGCUGGGAACAUGUAGUUUUCACCUCACUCAGUGCUGCUGCUACAUUGUUGGGACGGAUUACCUGUAAGAUGCAGUUAAAGUCUCUGUUGACUUUUCUUUUGAUUGGUAGCAAAUCCAUUGGAGGAGCAUCAACUGAUUUACACCUCUUCAAAGCUAAUGAAUUCUUCCAGGCUGUUAUUUCCAAGCUGAUGGAGGUCAUUCAUAAUAAAUCUGAAAUUGAUGAUGAUGGCAUUUGCGGAUUGAGGACACUCAACAAUGCUUCUCUAAAGUCAUCGACAAGUUUGAUUACUGUCUGCAUCGAGAGUAUUCACUUGUUGGAGGAUAAGAGGUCUAACCAACGUAAAUUGCUGCUGAUGAAGCUUGCAUUCUUGCUUGAGCAUGUUAUUUCAAUUUCUAAGAUAGCUUUUCUGCUUGAGUGCCCUGGCGAUUGCGAAGAGUUUAAUCUUGAGUUAUCAACUAUUAUGCGACAUGGCAUCGAAUGUUUCCGUACUGUUCUUAAUGAUCAUGACAUACAGGUUCAAGUAAUUGGAUUACAAGCAUUGAAAAGCAUGCUACAGAAAGGAAAUAACCCUGAACAAUACUCUUUUGAGAUUUUCUUUUUGGGGGAGCUCAUCAGAGACAUUAUGAAUGUAAUCCAUGUGUUUUUGGAGAAUCCUGCAAAUAAGGAAUCAGGGACCGUAGUUGGGGAGUGCUUAAAAAUGCUAAUGCUUCUGCAAGCAUUAUCGAGAGUUAGUGAAUGUCGGAAGUGUCUUCUGCACCUGCUAUUGGAAGCUGUUCUCUUGGUCUUUUCAACAUCAACUAAUUAUUCUUCUAAGGUGGAACUUAAUGGAUUAAGAAGCACAGCUAUUAAACUUGUUUCACAGCUUGCUCAGAGUCCAAGUUCGGCAGUUUAUUUCAAGGAUGUUCUAUUAUCAAUGCCUUUUGAGAGAAGGCAGAAACUUCAGGAUAUUAUUCGUGCCUCUCUGACCCAGGAUCAGAAUUUCACGGAGAAGCCUUCUGUAGCUCCCUUAGCUAUAAAGAUUCCUGCACAAAUAAAGGAAAGCAAGGAGCAAAGUUUGUCUGCUAUCGCCAAUAGGCCUGCUGAUGACAAUGUUGCAGAUGAGGAUAACGAAGAAGAUGAAGAAGAUGAUGAUGAUGAUUGGGACACAUUCCAAUCUUUUCCUGCUUCAGUUCCAACUAAUUCUAUGAGCACCGGAGAGCCUGAAUUGACUGAAAACACUUCUACUCCGAACCAGGAUGUUGAAUUGCACCUUGAAUCACCUUCUUCCGACGAAGCAGACGUAAUCACCACCACAAAUGAGGAAGAAGCACGUGUGGGAACUAUCCCGGACUCUGUUAUUGUGGAAGAAGAGAAAAAGGAUUUCCAUGAGUUUCAUGAUGUUCUAGUCACCACGACAAAUGAGGAAGAAGCUCAUGUGGGAACUAUCCCGGACUCUGUUAUUGAGGAAGAAGCGAAAAAGGAAUUCCAUGAGUUUCACGAUGAACAUCAUGAUACCGAGAAAGCUGAUGUGGUUGAAGUAGAGAAGGAUGAAGUUGGGCCAAUUCAGACAAUUGUGGAAGCACAAGAGACUAACAGCGAAACAUCUGAUAUUGAAGAAGCUAGACCUGCCCCCGACUCUGAGAAGAAUACGAGUUCGUGUAUGGUUCAACAGGCUGAAGAAUCCCGCGACAUAAGUACGGAACCCCAUGAUAGCAGUGCUGCAGGGUCUUAG